Molecule: messenger RNA, 1197 nt
Organism: Stylophora pistillata
Lineage: Eukaryota; Metazoa; Cnidaria; Anthozoa; Scleractinia; Pocilloporidae
Product: protein lifeguard 4
Biological process (GO): negative regulation of apoptotic process
Cellular component (GO): membrane
Source: RefSeq, a predicted model, not a curated record
UAUGGUACAGAGGUGACUUCGAGACUUUCAAGAUGACGACCAGUAACGGAGAUGCGAUGUUUGGAGGCUCAAAACUGUCGAGUUUGGAGGACGAUUUCAGUUAUGGAGUCACUGUCGCCCAGACAAACAUCAAUAUCCGUCUUGGUUUUCUCAGAAAGGUUUAUGGGAUUCUUACUGCCCAACUUAUGCUCACCAUUUUUGUGGCAGGAGUGUUUAUGUACACAGAAAGCAUCAAAUCAUUUGUUCAAGGAAGACCAGAGGUUUUGAUGAUGGCAUUCAUCUUGUCACUUGGUUUGCUAAUUGGACUGAUGUUCAAGCGCAAGGAACAUCCAACCAACAUGUAUCUUUUGGGUGCAUUUACACUAUCAGAAGCUUACACUGUUGGUACACUGGUUACAUUCUAUGACCAAGUGCUGGUGCUGGAAGCAUUUGUGCUUACUGUGGCAACAACCAUGGCACUGACAAUGUACACAAUGCAAAGCAAGAGAGACUACAGUUCAUGGGGUGCUGGCUUGUUCACUCUUUUGUGGAUCCUCAUUUUAGCUGGUUUUCUGCAGUUUUUCUUCCACAGUGAGACGUUUGAGCUUGUCUAUGCCAUAGCUGGCGCCCUGCUGUUCUCAGCAUUCAUUGUGUUUGAUACCCACAUGUUGAUGCACAAACUUUCGCCAGAGGAGUACAUUUUGGCUUCAAUCAACCUGUACCUGGACAUGAUCAAUCUCUUCAUUGAGAUCCUUAGAAUCCUAAACUCUAUGAAGAAGAACUGAAUAAUUUAAAGGAGCACACAAGGCUUUUCGACAGUCUUUAUAAAGUCUCUCUUGCAACUGUCACUUGGUUUAUGUUGCUGUAUUUUCUGUCGUAGGAUAAUUAGUUUUAGUAUAAUUAUAGAGGGUCAAAUGACAAUUGGUGAGGAGUGUUUGAUGUAGAAAAAUUUCUCAGCUUUGAGAACUGUUUGAUGGAAAUUCUUAGAGAACUACACCGGGGUUUCAUUUGAUGAUUGUCCAUUCAAAAUGUGUUAAAAUGUUCGCGUUGUUUUCUUGUGUAGAGAAGUUCAAAUUUCAAUUAGCUGCUGAAAGGAGUCUUGCCCUCGGCAAAUAUUUAAACUUUUUAUACAACGCGUCAUAGAGUUUACUCUGCAGUGAAUUGAUUUCAAGGCUAUAAAUCUGUAAACUUAAGAAAUAAAAGCGUUAUUAUCGAUCA